Heterobasidion irregulare TC 32-1 is the source of this 2238-nucleotide messenger RNA. RefSeq lists its product as uncharacterized. The transcript is spliced from 12 exons. Gene Ontology annotation, biological process: Golgi to plasma membrane transport. The coding region runs from base 12 to 2126 and encodes 704 amino acids. The record is from RefSeq and is a predicted model, not a curated record. Gene Ontology annotation, molecular function: protein binding. Lineage: Eukaryota; Fungi; Basidiomycota; Agaricomycetes; Russulales; Bondarzewiaceae. Gene Ontology annotation, cellular component: exomer complex.
AUCCCUCCAAGAUGGCGGAAGCUGUCUUCAAAGAUGUCCCCGAGAUCGUUGAGGUCGACCCGGGCGAAAGCUUAAUGGCUCGUACUGAAAGUCUAUCUGGGUUCCGCGAAUUAGGGCCUCCGGAUUUAUGUCAUGUCGUGAAGAGCACUGGGAAGAGCGGUCAACGCGACAUCGGCUCAUACCAUUAUGUCUCGGGCGUGGAUGCAUCGUCAUCAGCAUCACUGGCAGCAUACAUCAACCAACUCACGUACUCUAUUGAAGAACCACAGGCCUGGUUCUCUAAGGGGACAAGUUGGAAGUUGAAGAAUGGCUGUUACUGUUGCUUCAAUGCGUUUUCUCGCGUAGACGUCCGUGUAGAUGUAAAAAUCCCAGGAGGAGUUGAUGCAUACGUGAUUGACUUGCGUGGUGACCGAUAUAAGGCGACUUCCGAAAUGUGGCAGGAGACUUAUCUAUCUGCUGUCCUUCGUGCUAUCCUGUACUCUGACGACUCUACCUACGAACUUGACGCAUACCGCCGACUACAGCCAAUUGCAACUCCAGAUGCCGAGAUUCGUUUCCUACAAGCUGCUGAAGAGCUAUUCAUGAAAGGAUGGCAAGUUGGUUCUGAUCCGGAAAUCCAGGUGGCCACAGUAGUGUCAAACCAUCUUACUGCAGGCAUUAUGAAAUACUUCGGUGAUAGUGGGAGGUUCCAACAUGCUGCCAACUUGUUCGAGAAGCUCUCAGCGCGUGAACCAGAGGUCGCUUGUCUUUUGGCUAAAAGCUAUAUCGGAAUGAGCGAGGAGGUGAAAGCUGUGCAGAUAAUGGCAAAUGCUAUGAAGCAGACGCCCCAAUCAUACACACUUCUUCAUACGCAGUGCGAGUUCCUACGAUCCAAGGGGAAGCAUGAAUGGGCUGUCAAACUCGCGCGACAGGCUGUCAACUGUGCACCAAGCGAGUUCGUCACUUGGGAAAAGCUCACAGACAUUUACAUUGAUCUGGGACAGUAUGAAUCUGCACUACUUACCUUAAAUUCAUGUCCCAUGUUCACCUAUAAUGGCCGUGAUGCACACCGCAAUCUAACUGCAGCACGUCUUCAUCUGCCUGUCAAGUCAUCGGUCGGUGAGAUCUUACCAGAACGGGAAAAAACCGAUGAUGACGAGGCCGAUGCCGCGCUUCUGCGGUUACCAGCACCAGGUCUCCGCGGGACAUGGUCACGGGCCUAUUCCUUGCUUACCCGCCUUGUAUCGCAAAUUGGUUGGGACGAAUUGCUCAAGACGCGGAGUGCCGUUUUCGUCAUGGAAGAAGAAUAUCGCAUGCUGAAGGCACAGUCUGACAUUCAGUCUUCAACAGGAGCAGGGGUGGUAUCGCCAGCGUCCAGGCGUGCAUCGAAUAGCAAGGAUCUCAACGCUGAAGGAGAGAUUCCAACGAUCCGAAUCUCGACGGAGUCAAACAGAGAGAAGAAGGCAGAAAUGGAAAAGGAGAUAGAGGCUAGUGAGAAUAGCGAGGUGAAAACUAACGGCGUAAAUGGCGGCACGGAGCUGCAGCCUCCUGUACAAGCCGCUGCUGGAGAAGGAGAACAAGAUGACAGUGAAAGCCCGGGGACUUCUGCACCGGAGCCAUUCUCGUUCAGCAACAAGCGACUAUGUGAGCGUUGGCUCGAUAACUUAUUCAUGGUUCUAUAUGAGGAUUUGCGCGUGUGGACAAUAUUUCGUGCCGAGGUUGCACAUUUCAAAACGCAGCACGUUGCGUAUCGUAAGACGGGAAUGGAGUGGGAGAUCUUGGGAGAUCUUGGCCUAAGGCUACACCACAAGGAGGAGGCAAAAGAGGCGUAUCAACGCUGUCUAGAUACGCCACGCUAUUCGCUCAAGCCAUGGUCGAAAUUGCUCGAAACCUAUGCAGAGGAAGGUGACCUCAUGCGCACAUUGCAGGCAGCGAUUCGUGUCGCAGCAUAUCAACACGCAGAAUAUGCCGAGCUGACUUUCCCGUCACAAAUUGCCCGUUGCUUCUUUAAAAUCGAACAGAUCCAUGGUCACGCCAAAAUCUGGAAUACUCUUUUGAGCAUGGGGCUUCCUCCGCCAAUCUUGACAAUUAUGCAGAGCUAUUUGUUGUACGGGCAAGUAUUCAAAGUCGAAGGUUACGAUUUCUGAAUUAGUGUCAUGGAGAUUAUCUAUGUAUUUGUUUCCUUUCAUCGUUCUCCCUAUUCUACGUCGUCUUUAUCACCUUAUUCUCGUGAAUUUGAUACCUCGUUUCCGGUGUUAA